ACUGAAUCUUCAGCAUUAUUUCUUUUUCAUUCGCAGGAAAAAUUUGAAGGCCUGUUCCGUGCCUACGACGACUGUGUGACAUUCCAGCUGUUUAAGAGCUUCAGACGCGUGCGGAUAAACUUUAGUAGUCCCAAAUCAGCUGCUCGUGCCAGAAUAGAGCUGCAUGAAACACAGUUCAGAGGAAAGAAGUUAAAGUUGUAUUUCGCGCAGAUUCAGACCUCUGAGACAGAUGGAGACAAGCUUCAUUUGGCUCCGCCACAGCCUGCAAAACAGUUUCUCAUCUCGCCUCCAGCCUCCCCACCUGUAGGGUGGCAGCCCAUAGACGAUGCAACACCUGUCAUCAACUACGACCUCCUUUAUGCAGUUUCUAAGCUAGGACCAGGUAAGCCUGUGGUCCUUGUCUGAAAAUCCGUUGGAAAA
This is a messenger RNA of Meleagris gallopavo (turkey), 420 nucleotides long. Lineage: Eukaryota; Metazoa; Chordata; Aves; Galliformes; Phasianidae. The record is from RefSeq and is a predicted model, not a curated record.